This is a messenger RNA of Fusarium sp. VM40, 2493 nucleotides long. The record is from the annotation of a GenBank genome assembly. NCBI's taxonomy places the organism in Eukaryota, Fungi, Ascomycota, Sordariomycetes, Hypocreales, Nectriaceae.
AUGCCCCCCAACAAGCCCACUACAUUCCGAGUAACCCGCAGCCGCUCUGCGCUCAACAAUGCACCUCCUUUAAUGCUCAUGGGCUUUGGUAACUACCCAGACCAGGUACCUCUCCCCGCGGACCCUGAGGCCUUGACCGCCGAAGAGGUUAUAAUAAGGAACGGUGGAAACCCAUUCCCACCCCUCAGGUCGCAUCAAAAUCAAGCCCCUGCUCCAGUUGCUCCAGUUGCUCCAGCCGCUCCAGUUGCUCCAGCCGCUCCAGUUGCUCCAGCCGCUCCAGCUUCUUCUUCCUCUUCCUCUUCCUCCUCCUCUUCUUCUUCUCCAGCUGCCUCUCCCCGAGCAUCUCCCUCACCAGAUGCUUCUCCCUCUCCAAAUGCUUCUCCCUCUCCUCAACCAUCUCCUCCUCCUGAGUUUCCUCCUCCUCCACCACCUCCCCCUCCUACUCCUAUUCCGUCAUCUCCGGCUCCGUCUCCCACUAAUGCGUCGUCUCCAACUAUUCCUUCCACUGCUGCAGUUUCUCCAGUUAGUUCUCCUCAAAGAGCCUCUCCAGGUCCAGGUUUACCCCCAGCAACCCCUGAUGGCAUUUUUGGAAAUUCAUCUCCAGACAUGUAUGCAAGAUCCCCAGGCCUUGAUAGCUUAUCUAUUUCACCCUAUGCUUCAGCUUCUCCAGCUAGUCCUUUCGCACAAGGCACUCCAAGUUAUCAGGGAUCAACCCCUCCUCACACUCAUGGACCAUCCCUUCCAGACAUGUUCAUUUCAUCACCUCCUCGUUCGAUUCACGGCGGUAGCAGUGGUUAUAAUCCGUCAAGCGGAACAUCUGCUUCAUCGAGUUCAUCUGGCUCCUCAGAUGAGAAUUUGCCCAGUCCGUCAGGUUCGAGAAGAAGUCACCAUAGUAGCGAUAACGAUGAUGGCGCGAACGGAGGAUAUUUCAAUCCGGGCAAUUCGCCUAGCUCUUCGGGCGAUCAAGAGGAUGGGUCGGACGAGCCUGAAGUGCGUUCACCUGAGCCUUCUAACAACGCUGGUUCCCCAGGAGAUAACCCUUGUAAUGACGACCCUAACUUGAGCAGUGACAACAACUUUCCUGAAUCACCAUCGAACGACAAUGCUCAACCUGUGGGGGGUAGCAACCCGCGGCAUGUCUCUCCUGAAACUCCGAUAUUGACUUCGUCUUCCGGCGAUAGUCCGCGUUCUCAGUCUGAUGAUGUCGGCCCAGCCGCAGCCAUGGUUGCUAAUAAUGCACCUUCAAAUGCGCAUAACAUCCGACUGAACAACGGCCUCCCGUCGUUUUCUGUCGGCCAGGGCGCUCCGGGGAUCGCACCUCUGAUCUUUGACUCGAAUGAUAAUGGUAUCCCUGUUGGUAACAAUGAUUUUCGCAUUGGCCCACCAGUAACCCUCUACCGUUCUACUAUAGUAGACGGAUUCUCAACCAGACCCAAUAAUCUAGGCAACCGCUCAUUUCGUCCCGCAAAUUUGAUGCUUCCAGGUCCAGAUCCGGGCCUGAAUAUAGAAAUCACAUCAGACGACCAAGCAGACGACCUCCCGGUUUAUGAUAUCAAACUCUCGUUUAACAUCAGUGAAGACAGUAAGGGUGAGGAAGAUUCGGCCCAGGGUGCCCAGCAUCCUAAUCCUUUGUUCGACACUUCUUAUAGCUGUUCAGGAAGCUCGUCCCGGAAGUAUCGUCGUUCUACCGAUACUGACGACGAAGGUUAUGCCCAUGACGCAAAGCGACGUAACUUGUCGGCAUCGAGUAACGCGACGGUUCAGACUUCGACAAUCACGCACAAAUCUGCAGUAACGCCUCAGGGAUCUCAGAAUUCUUUUGCUUCAUCUUCAAACCAAGGAAGUUCUUUACAGAAACAUCGUCGUUCCGACAAUGACGACUAUGGCAAUACUCGUGAUACAAAGAAACGAUGUUUUUCGAUGCCAAGAGAGUCCCAGAAUUCCCCAACUUCGGCUUCGAAGUCUCCCGUCCCUGAUGUUGCUAGCCCCACUGAUUGUAUGGUAUCUGGAUCGGCAAACAUGGCCAUGGCCGACUCUGAUGGCUCAGGCUCAAGUAAUGCCAGUCCAUUACUGUUACCACACUUCGAUCAUGAGAUUCCAGAUCUUUUUCACUCGGGCGUGAGGCCUCGUCCCCAUUAUGACUGGUAUGAGCAGUAUCACACUGUCGGGUUUGAGUGCGCCAAGGUCCAUGGCUGUACUCACAACCCUGGGAGACACUGCCACAGGUGUCAUGCAGCAUGGCAAAGAGCCUGGUCUCAGUAUUUCAAGGCAGAUGAGCUUUUGAACGAAGCAGCGGCGAACCCGGAAAGGUAUUUAGAAGAGAUGGGUUUUGACAUGCGUCAGGGUUAUAUGGGAGUGUUGAUGCAGGGCUCUGGUUGGGAGGUGCUGGCACCUGAACUACAACCUCCUGCUGGCGGGAGUCUUCGACUUCAUCCCACACGCAUUGCCAAGCACAGGCUGGCCCUUGCUCAAAUGGCUUUAGUGGAACAGUAA